UAGAAAUCAACGAUAGAUUAAGAUAUCAUUUUUUCGAUAGAAUGAAUUAAAAUUAAUGGUCAAUUUGCCAAAGUAAAGUUGGCUAUAAUUGACUCGCACUCCAUUCCAUUCUCCUUGUGUUAGUUAAACAAGAGGAUUCAAUCGUUAAGACCUUGAGUUAGUUAAACUUAAACAAGAGCUUAAUGUAUAUCCCAUCUCUAUUCACCUAAUUUAAAUAGCCCCUUGGUUGGUUUAUAGUCCCUCCAUCUUUCAUUUUAUCUAUCUUAUAAAUACAACCAAACUUUCUUCUAAGCCUAAAAUCUCCCUCCCUCCCUCCUUCCCUCUAAAAAUACAAGAAAAACGCCCUUGAGUCUCAAGAGAAAGAAAUGGAAGUAAGAGUUGGUGAGGUAAGGAGAGUGAUUUUGGGAAGUGGGACAAACGUGAGGAGAAGCAACAAAACGAAGAAGAUGAGAAGAAAAAGCAUUGCCUGUGUAGCAGUGCUUACAAGAGCAGCAGAGAGUGGAGCAACAGAAGAAACAAGAAAACCAAACACUGUUUAUGCAGACAACUGGUUUGAGAAAAUAGCCAUCCACCAUGUAUCUCAGGCAGUACAAGCAACCUCAGGUUGGAGAAGCAAGAAGAGUGGAUAUGAAAGCUUGGUGGAAGUGGCAACAAUGGCGUCAAGAAACUACAAUCAGAUCAAACAAAGAGAGGUUAUCAUUCAGGCGCUUGGAAGAGCAUUUCCAGCUCCAAUCCUCUCUUUGAUAAGAACAUUGCUACCUCAAUCCAAAUUCGCAAGGGAAUAUUUUGCUGCAUUCACCACUGUCUUCUUUGCUUGGUUAGUUGGACCCUGCGAGGUGAAGGAAUCAGACUUCAAAGGAAAAAGAGAAAAAAAUGUGGUUCAAAUCCACAAGUGCAGGUUCCUAGAGCAAACUAACUGUGCUGGAAUGUGCAUUAAUCUAUGCAAGUUUCCAUGUCAGGAUUUCAUCAAGGAUUCUUUAGGAAUGCCAGUCAGCAUGGUCCCCAAUUUUGAUGACAUGAGCUGUGAGAUGAUAUUUGGAAAGGAUCCACCGGCUGCAGUCGAUGAUCCAGCGCUUAAGCAACCAUGUUACAAACUAUGUAUUAACCUUACACGAGUCUUCUUCUUCUUUUCUUAUUAUUACCCUUUACUUCUUUACCUGCAAGUGGAGAGAAGUCGUAUGUUAUAAUUCACUGGGCAAGGUAGCAGGACUACAGCGAAUCCAAACAAGAUGUUUAGGGGGAUGGUAAUAUAAGUUAAAAAUGAAUUCUAAUCUUAUUCGUUUACUUUUUGCAGGCAAAACAAAAGAAAAACAUACGACAAACUGCUUCAUUUAGAGCAAAGGGACGCUUGAAGCAAGAUUUUCGGAUUAGAUCCAUUUUAGCUCCCAACUGUUUUUGUUUUCAAUAUUUUCAGGAUUGCAGCAGAAGCUCUUUUCUUCUUCCAAGAUGUACAGAUACUUUUACUGUUUAUGCAUCAGGGCCAAAACAACUUUGCAGGAAUCUGGCUUUCAUGAUUAUUACAAUGGUUCAAAGAUGAAAUCUACAGUACUGUCAGAUAUCAUGAAUACAAUUAAAAGCCGAUGCUGUAAUUACAAUCGAUUAUCCUCAGGUGAGAUGCUAAAAUGAACAAUAUAUUUCAUAGUGCCUUAAUAGAAAGAAAACCAUCCUUUGCUGAGAAACAGCUAAGUGAAACAUUUCCUCAAACAGUUAAUAUUGCUUCAGCAUGUGACUUGUGAGUUUGAUAAAAAAAAUAUAUAUAUAUAUUUAAUUUAAUAUGAAAUAUAAUAUUUUGCCAACUUGAUAUAGUAUCUUAAAUGCACAUUAAUAUUGGUAACCAAUAACUGUCCUCUUUACUAGUUAGCUGUUAUUUCAGCUCUGCAAAAUAUAAACAUUCUGCAGCUGAAGAUUCUAAACCAUGGGUAUUAUUGCUCUAAUGUUCACAAAGGGACGCUCUCUGUCGACUCAAUAAACAUCAUUUUAAGAAUGAUCAGUUAUUUGGCUCUCAUUAGGAAACUCAAUUUUCAGGAUUUGUGAGACUGUCGAUCCUGAUACAACAAAACAUAAUUCAUCACGUUCAUAAUUCAUUUUGAAAACC
Cucurbita pepo subsp. pepo (vegetable marrow) is the source of this 2095-nucleotide messenger RNA. RefSeq names its product beta-carotene isomerase D27, chloroplastic. The record is from RefSeq and is a predicted model, not a curated record. NCBI's taxonomy places the organism in Eukaryota, Viridiplantae, Streptophyta, Magnoliopsida, Cucurbitales, Cucurbitaceae. Gene Ontology annotation, molecular function: cis-trans isomerase activity; iron ion binding. Gene Ontology annotation, cellular component: plastid. Gene Ontology annotation, biological process: strigolactone biosynthetic process.